GUAGAUGUCUAGAGGGUAGUCAUUUAGGAAAACGAGUUAUAUGGAACACGGUCGAACAUAACGUAAAUGCACUUCUCUCCAGAGCCACUUAGACGGAGGAUUUUGCAAUCUUGUAUUCACUCAAGUCUAUUUAUAUUUCGACAUGGUAAACAUUAGAAACAUUGAAAAGUCUGAAAUAAAGCAGGUAGCUCAUCUUGAGGACUUGUGUUUUCCAGAAAAUGAACGUGCAUCUCUUAAGACUAUUACUGACAGAGUUUCCCAAGCAUCUGAGUUACAACUUGGCCUUUUUGCUCCUACCAAACAUACUACCACCUUAAUAGGACACUUGAUGGCUACCAGAACAUCGUCGGAAAGUGUGACGGUAGACUCGAUGUCCAAGCAUGAGCCCACGGGAAACAACGUAGCUAUCCAUUCCCUUUCCAUUCAUCCUGCACAUCGUAGUAGGGGCUACGCAAAGCAAUUAAUCAAAGAACUACAGUUUCGCUGCGAAAAGACUGUCAGUCCCAAGCCUCGGAUCAUAACUUUGUUGGCUCAUAAGCCUUUGAUCCAUCUCUAUGAGGAGACCGGUUUCAAGCUUAUGGGUGAAAGUGCCUGCAAGUUUGGAGGUGAUACCUGGUACGACAUGAUUUAUGAAUUAUAGAUCGAUUACAUGAUUACAUGUGGAUUGUGCCUUAGUUAAUGUACUUGCACGAUUCGUCCCUACAACUCCAGUCCUCGAUAACAGUCUUUUUAGUAUAUCAAGAUCUCUUUGAACUUUUAGUAACUACAAUUAUUUGUUUACGAUCUGUUUUGUUGAAAAUUAUAGCAAUAGAUA
Molecule: messenger RNA, 814 nt
Organism: Schizosaccharomyces octosporus yFS286
Lineage: Eukaryota; Fungi; Ascomycota; Schizosaccharomycetes; Schizosaccharomycetales; Schizosaccharomycetaceae
Product: polyamine N-acetyltransferase
Exons: 2
Coding region: 143-640 (165 amino acids)
Cellular component (GO): cytoplasm
Molecular function (GO): aralkylamine N-acetyltransferase activity
Source: RefSeq, a predicted model, not a curated record